This is a messenger RNA of Tribolium madens (black flour beetle), 808 nucleotides long. RefSeq names its product structure-specific endonuclease subunit slx1. Gene Ontology annotation, biological process: double-strand break repair via homologous recombination. Gene Ontology annotation, molecular function: 5'-flap endonuclease activity; crossover junction DNA endonuclease activity. The coding region runs from base 48 to 791 and encodes 247 amino acids. Gene Ontology annotation, cellular component: Slx1-Slx4 complex. NCBI's taxonomy places the organism in Eukaryota, Metazoa, Arthropoda, Insecta, Coleoptera, Tenebrionidae. The transcript has 4 exons. The record is from RefSeq and is a predicted model, not a curated record.
ACAGUGCAACCAACUUAACUAAAAUCCCCUAGAAACGUAACCUAAAAAUGCCCGAUGUUGUUGAACACUUUUUCGGGGUUUAUUUACUGUAUUGCACCAAUCCGAAAUAUGUGGGUCGGGUGUACAUCGGGUACACUGUGGACCCCAAUCGCCGGGUCAAGCAACACAACAAGGGGAAACAAUAUGGGGGUGCAUGGAAAACAAGUCAAAAGGGGCCUUGGACAAUGGUAUUGAUUAUUCACGGUUUCCCCAACAAUAUUUCAGCUCUAAGGUUUGAGUGGGCUUGGCAACACCCUCACGUUUCCCGUCGUUUGGCGCACAUUUCGAAAAAAAAAUCCAAAGAGAAAGUUUACGAUUUUACAAUUCGCGUUUUGAGCGAAAUGUUACAAGUGGGGCCUUGGAAUCGACUCCCGUUGACACUUCGGUGGCUCAACAAUGAUUUUAUUCGCGACUUGCAGAAAGCCCCACCAACACAUAUGCCCAUUUGUUACGGCCCUGUUAUUAGUAAAAAAGUACCAAAAAGUGUCUCAUUAUCACACAAGACAAGUUUUUGUUACUUAUGUUACGAUGAAGUUUUUAAUGAAAUGAAAUGUGUGAAUUCUAAUUGCGAUUUAAUCGCUCAUGUUAUUUGUUUGUCGAAAUGUUUUCUAAAAGGGGGCGAAUAUGUACCAAUUGAGGGGGAAUGUCCCCAGUGUCACCAAUCCUGUCUUUGGGGGGAUUUAGUCCGGAAAUUUAAAGGUUGUGACAAUCAGGAUGUGACAAUAACUGAUUUAGGGGGUUUUCUCGAAUAAACUAUUAAUACAGUUGG